Molecule: messenger RNA, 561 nt
Organism: Exophiala dermatitidis NIH/UT8656
Lineage: Eukaryota; Fungi; Ascomycota; Eurotiomycetes; Chaetothyriales; Herpotrichiellaceae
Product: ubiquitin-conjugating enzyme E2 8
Exons: 4
Coding region: 1-561 (186 amino acids)
Biological process (GO): ubiquitin-dependent protein catabolic process; protein polyubiquitination
Cellular component (GO): nucleus
Molecular function (GO): ubiquitin conjugating enzyme activity
Source: RefSeq, a predicted model, not a curated record
AUGAGCAGCCCAAAGCGGAGGAUAGAGACGGACGUGAUGAAGCUCAUGAUGAGCGACUAUGAGGUGACUCUGGUCAACGACAACAUGCAAGAGUUUUAUGUCAUCUUCAAAGGGCCUUCAGAAACACCCUUUGCCGACGGCAAAUGGAAAGUCCACGUCGAGUUACCCGACCAAUAUCCCUACAAGUCGCCUUCCAUUGGAUUUGUGAACAAGAUCUUCCACCCGAACAUCGAUGAAGGGUCGGGCUCUGUGUGCUUGGAUGUCAUCAACCAGACCUGGUCACCAAUGUUCGACAUGAUCAACAUAUUCGAAGUCUUCCUGCCCCAGCUUCUCAGAUAUCCUAACCCGACCGACCCAUUGAACGGAGAAGCAGCAGCGUUGUUGAUGAGAGAGCCGAGAAGCUACGAUGCCAGGGUCAAAGAAUACAUCACGCAGUAUGCGACCAACAUCCACGACGACGCCGACGAAGAUGAAGGUGAAACAGAUGGCGAGUUGAGCGAAGUUGAAGACUUCAACAGCGAUGGCGAAGACGAGCCCGCCGGUACAAUGGAGGACGUAUGA